Patella vulgata (common limpet) is the source of this 4838-nucleotide messenger RNA. Its product is annotated as ectonucleotide pyrophosphatase/phosphodiesterase family member 5. The record is from RefSeq and is a predicted model, not a curated record. The transcript has 4 exons. NCBI's taxonomy places the organism in Eukaryota, Metazoa, Mollusca, Gastropoda, Patellidae. The coding region runs from base 131 to 1648 and encodes 505 amino acids.
UUUCCGCUUUAGUCCUAGUUGUCAAUAAUCAAUGCCAGAGAUUCUAUUGUAAGGCUCUGCAAUGCAUAAGAUGUUAACAGGCCCUUUACUUGUAUACUAUUUGUGAUCGCCAGUAACGUGUGGAAAAUAAAUGAUGUCGACGUGUUAUAGUUAUUCAGGACAGCCGUUUAAUUUCAAAGGGUUUCUGUUCUUUAUAACAUUAAUUUGUUCAAUACUGAUACUAGCGAACUGUCAUCUUGCCAAAGACAGUCCGGGUAAAUUGUUGCUAGUUUCCUUUGACGGGUUUAGAUGGGACUACCUUUCUAAAGUGUCCGGUAAAACACCCAAUUUUGAGAAGUUUAUGACAAAUGGUGGUCAAGCCCGGCAGGGUAUGAAAAAUUGUUUUAUGACCAAAACACUUCCUAACCAUUUUACACUAAUUACUGGAUUGUAUGAAGAAAGCCAUGGAAUAAUAGGAAAUUACAUGUAUGAUCCAGAAUUCAAUGAAACUUUUAGCUUCAAAAAUAGUACACAGUACCAUGAAUCAAAAUGGUUUGAUAAUGGUGGAGAACCUAUCUGGGUAACAAAUCAGUUACAAGGUAAUGAUAGACGAACUGGGUCAUUGUUUUGGCCAGGUACUUAUGCAGCUGUAAAGGGUGUUUUACCAACUAGAAAUAUAGAAUAUAAUGAUCACCUACCAAAUAAAACACGUGUAGAUAUGAUUAUUGACUGGUUUACUGCUGAAUAUCCAAUUAACUUAGGACUACUGUAUUUUUCCGAACCUGAUGGAUAUGGCCAUCACUAUGGACCUGAAUCUCAAGAGGUAAUGGAUAUGGUCAUUGCCUUAGAUGAAAUUGUUGGUUAUUUACUAAAUAAAACUGAAGAAAAAGGCUUAGAUGAUUUGAAUAUUAUCAUCCUUAGUGAUCAUGGGAUGAGCAAUACACCAAUGGCUGAUGUGAUUAAUUUAGAUGACCAUAUUCAUCCCAAGGAUUAUAGAAUAAUUGACAAUGAUCCAGUUGGUCUCAUAUAUCCUAAUGAAGGAAAGAAAGAAACCAUUUAUAAAGCCCUGUCCCAAAGUUCUAAAGAAGGUAAAGACCGUGGCAAAUUUGAAGUGUACUAUAAAGAAGAUGUACCAUCUCAGUAUCACUUUGCUAGCAAUAGAAGAAUACCGCCUAUUGUUAUUAUAAUGAAAGAUCAUUAUACAUAUACUUAUUAUACAACUACCAUCACAUAUAAUACAAAAGGUACACAUGGAUAUAACAAUAGUCUACAAGAUAUGCAUCCAUUUUUUCUGGCAAUGGGACCAGCUUUUAAAAAGGGAGCAAUUGUAGAUAGUUUUAAUAAUCUAGAUGUUUAUCCAUUGAUGUGUCAUAUAUUGGGUUUAAAACCGGCACCAAAUAAUGGUACUUUAGAUAUAGUCAAAGAACUAUUACAUGAGGAGAAACAGUAUACUUUUGUAACAUUUGCUACAUAUAUUGGUAUUUUAGUAUUCAUAGCUUUGGUUGGUGGUAUAUUUAUGAUGGCAGCUUGUCGUCAACAUCGCUAUAUGAAACGUAAACAGCAAUAUUCCCUUACAUCUGUACCAGGUGGUGUUAAUUUCUCGUCUGUAUUUCAACAUGAAUCAAAAUUACCUUUAUUAUCAGAUUCUGAAGAAGAAAGCACACCCUGAUUCAACAGCUUAUGUUACAACCAUUUUCAUUAGUUUAAAUUCAUCUUUCAAAAUUUAUGUUUAUGUUGGUAGUGGUGAUACUUGAAUGAAAGUAAAGGUUUGAAUUUAUAAUCUGUUUUUAGAUGGGGGUUGGGUGGCUGAAUGGUUGAAGGUCUGUCAUUGAGUCAAGAGGUGUGGUUUUGACUCCCUGUUUGUACGUGACAAGGAGUAGGGUCACCUCUCCAAUCUUGUGGGUUUUCAUUGGGUUCUCCUGUUUCGUAAAACUGCUCAAGACUCCUAUGCGCAAUUGAAUUAUUGAAAUAAAAUUAAACGAUAUGUUAGUUCCGGAAUGACCUAGUUUGUGUUGAGUCAACAUUAAAUCCAAUUUCUCUCUCUGUUUAAAUGAAUAUAACAAUUGUAAACAAAUGGCAAUUACACCCAUGUGUAUGGCAGCAGUCCCACAAGGACAAGUUUGGUGUGUUAUGUAUUAUUAUGUGAAUCAAUUUUAAGUUAUUAUAAGUUUUUUGUCCUUUUAUAGAUUUAGAUACAUUAUAGAGCUUCACAGUUCUAAUUUUAAUUAAAGAUGCAUUAUGUAAGAUUUAAAUAAAGAGCUGACAGUUUUUUUCUAUAAUUGUUUUAAAUUAGAUAAUAAAAAAAGAAUAUAUUGAAAAUUUAAGUCAAAUUACUUUGUUCUGAUGAAGUUACGGCUAUUUGAAGAAUAGCGGAGUCUCGAUUGUCAAUGCUACCAUUGUUACUAUAGUAAGCUGAGUCUCAAUUAUCUAUUUUUUAUACGCCCACAUUGAAAUGUGGUCUAUAUUGUCGUCACCCCCGUCCGUCCAUGUUUAAGGUCGUAAGUCGAAGAAGCCUUUUGAUUUUCAACAAUAUCCGAUAAUUACUGCCAGAGUUAUGGCCCUUGAUCACUUUGAAAUAUCUUGUGGACACUCUAGAGGCUAAAGUUAAUAUCUAAUUGACUUUAGAUUUAUACACAGUAAAGGUCAUUUGAUGAAGAAGCAUAUCGAUUUUCAACGAUUUCCGAUAAUUACUGCCAAAGUUAUGGCCCUUGAUCACUUUGAAAUAUCUUGUGGACACUGUAGACGCUAAAGUUAAUAUCCGAUUGACCUUAAAAUUAUACACAGUGUUUAAGGUCAUCAGACAAAGAAACCUGUUGAUAAGGUCAUCAGACGAAGAAUACGAAGAAACCUAUUGAUAAGGUCAUCAGACGAAGAAACCUAUUGAUUUUCAACGAUUUCCGAUAAUUACUGCCAGAGUUAUGGCCCUUGAUCACUUUGAAAAAUCUUGUGGAUGCUUUAGAGACCAUAGUUAUCAUAAUAUAUAUAUCUCCUAACCAAAGCAAAAUUCAAUUCAUCUAUCACAAGGACCGGCUUUUAUGUAUCUAAAUGCCCGGAUCUUCGAUGUAAAUGUUGCGACCAUAUUACGCCAAAUAGCAAAUAUAAUUUUCCUAAGUUUACAUUUAGUGUCAACGACAAUAUGAAUUGUGACACAAAAAAUCUCAUAUAUGUCUUGACUUGCAGUGGGUGUCUAAAUUUUUACAUAGGGGAGACGUCCACGCAUCUACGGGAUAGAGUACGCAACCAUCGACGGGAUUGUAAUAUUGAAAAAGGGCCCUUAUUUGUAAAUAGACAUAUUUUUAAAUGUGCACAACACCUACAAGUAAAAUUCCAAAUUUUCCCUUUUUAUAAAAUGAAAGUCGAUGACACCACGAAAAGGAAAUUAAUGGAAAACCAUUUUAUUAAAAAAUAUGUUCCUCGACUUAAUAGUCAAUAAGUAACAAUUGGCCAUUAGCUUCAUUAAUUUUCUUAAAUCUAUCCCAUGAUGAUCUUCCACUCAUUGUUCAUAAAUUGAACUCCAUAUACUACAGAUUAACACAUGUGUGUACAUGUUUCUAUUAGUUAACGAUAUACUAUGUAACCAUAGACAAUGGUAACUAUAGCCAAUUAAAACCACAGUGUUACUAUGUAAAUAUGUAUAAAUAUACUAUACUGUCCAUCUUUAUACAAUGACAUUAUUUAUGAAUAGUCCCAAGACGGACGAAAAGUACUUUAAAAUGUUAAAAUGUUAUUAAACCAGUGUUGAAAUCAGUUUGUGUCGGCAUACCCUUUUUUUUUUAUCUUUUUCAUCAUUUACCGUGAAACAAAGUAGUGCAGCUUUGCGGUUGUGCAAAUAAUUUUGGAUACAUAUAUAUAUACAUGUAUAUAUAUAUAUAUAUAUAUAUAAUUAUUUCGAUUGAUACACAGAUUUUAAAGGGCUAAUCCCGAUAAUUUUUUGAAGAAUAAAACUGUUUAAUUUUGUUUUAAAAUCCCUUAAAAUCCUCUACCUAAAGGCCUAGCAACUAACUCAAUAUUUGUGAUAAGUUUUCAAAUAACUGAAACCUGUCAGUCUUCAUCUGGAAAUGGAGACCGGUGUCCCAAGCUGUAUUAUGCGUGUCUAGAUAAAACCAGACAUUUUUUGUAUAAAAAUAAUGUGUAGGCGAAAUUUACCUUUCAUUAUCAAGUACAGCAUUUGGGUCAUUUACUGUAUAGACCUCUCAAUGAACGGGAAUCGAUUAUCGGUCUCCCAACGAAAAAAUUGACCCGAAAUCUUAAAAGGGUUACGUGUCCGGAUAAGCAGUUUUGACGAUCACGUCCAAACGACUCAAUAUUUUGAGCUGAAAUUUUUAGAUUCGGUCAAUACACCAUUCCUCUAUAUUUUGGCGUUUAAAUUUCAUACAUACUCAGACUUUUAUUUUUGAGACUCUGUUCAAAUAAGGGAUAGUCCCUUUAAGGUCGUGAGACGAACUAGUACAUUGAUUUUAAAUGAUUUUGGGUAACUUGAUUGGGUGAAUCCAUGGUAUUAAAUGUUUUGUAUACUAAAUGUUAGCAUGGGCCAAACAAAUUCUAAUGAUUUUCUGAUAAUUACUUAAUGAGUUGUUACUCUUAAACAGAUUUUAGUGUAUUAUAAAUGUUUCAUUACCAACAAAAGUAAAAAUAUGCGACAACUCAUGUUGACUGCCCGGACGAUUUAGCUGCAGUGGGCGUAUGUUUCAUUGCCUUGCAACCUAUCUUUCAAUCAAUUAUUAACUGACGAUCUUGUUUCAAUCCAUUGAAAUUUGCGAGCUUCUGGUGGACUAGAGAGUUGAGUAUGGUCUUGACAAGUUAAUAAAUGUCUAAUCAAUAAUUUAUAUAAUGUAUGAGGCCAAAAGAAACACCUGAAA